AGGCGUGGUCCCCGGCCUACGGCUGCCGCGAUGGCCAUCUUCAGCGUCUUCAUUGUGAACAAGGCCGGCGGUCUCAUCUACCAGUUGGAUCACUACGCGCCGCGGGCCGAGGCCGAGAAGACCUUCAGCUUCCCGCUGGACCUGGUGCUGCGCGCGCACGACGAGCGCGUCCUCGUGGCCUUCGGGCAGCGCGACGGCAUCCGCGUGGGCCACGCCGUGCUGGCCAUCAACGGCGCCGACGUCAACGGGCGCCUGACCGCCGACGGGAGGGACGUGCAGGAGUUCCUGGGCAACCCGGCCAACUACCCGGUGGCGAUCCGCUUCGGCCGCCCGCGGCUCUCCUCCAACGAGAAGCUCAUGCUGGCCUCCAUGUUCCACUCGCUGUUCGCGAUCGGCUCGCAGCUCUCCCCCGAGCAGGGCAGCUCCGGCAUCGAGGUGCUGGAGACGGACACCUUCAAGCUGCACUGCUUCCAGACCUUGACAGGGAUUAAGUUCGUGGUGCUCGCUGACCCCCGGCAGUCCGGAAUCGAUUCCCUUCUGCGCAAGAUUUACGAGAUAUAUUCGGACUUUGCCCUGAAAAAUCCCUUCUAUUCUCUGGAGAUGCCAAUCAGAUGUGAGCUCUUUGAUCAAAACUUGAAGCUUGCUCUGGAGGUAGCAGAGAAAGCAGGCCCCUUUGUCCCAGGAUUAUAGGGUGAAGUUCUUCCACUUCAGUUGCCUCAUGGACUAUUUGGAACUUGGGACCAGAGAGGCUUCCCAGCGGUUCCAGAGUCUCUCCCCUUGCCCACCCCCUGCUGCUGUGGGAGCUUGUUUGGGCGUCCUCUGCUGCUGGAGGUUAGGAGGAGAUCUUGUUGGCUGCAUGUACACGUUUAAUAUAUGUUUGGCACUUUAUUACAUGUGGAAAUAAAAUAUUCUUUAAAGGAAGAAGACAGACUUUAA
Candoia aspera is the source of this 936-nucleotide messenger RNA. RefSeq names its product trafficking protein particle complex subunit 4 (gene TRAPPC4). Bases 31 to 690 code for a protein of 219 amino acids. Gene Ontology annotation, biological process: endoplasmic reticulum to Golgi vesicle-mediated transport. The record is from RefSeq and is a predicted model, not a curated record. The transcript is spliced from 5 exons. Gene Ontology annotation, cellular component: TRAPP complex. NCBI's taxonomy places the organism in Eukaryota, Metazoa, Chordata, Lepidosauria, Squamata, Candoiidae.